AUGAAAUACUCCUCAAUCGCUUCAGUCUUUGCUUUUACCUCCUCUGCUUUGGCAGCUGUUAGACAAGUGCAAUUAUUUGCCGAAUCGGACAAUGACGAAAUCAGCGGUCAAGGUUUAUCUUCAAUCCACGAAGGUGCAGGUACAAACUAUUUCUUUCUCGGUGAAGCUGGCCAAACUCUCCAGUACGACGACGAGGCUAGAAGCUUGUACAUCACCUUGAACUCACAACCACCAGCACCACAACAAUUGGCAUUUCAAGGCCAAUUCUUGGCGUUGACUGUGGCUCAAGGCGCAUUAUCAGUUGACAUUCAAGAAGAUGGUUCAGUCUCAUUUGACGGCUCAGACUCUCUUUAUGCUGCAAAGAAUGUCGAUGAUCCAUACAGAUACUCUGAAAACUCAUGGGCUGUUGUCAAUACUGAAUCAGAUGGUGCUAUCCCACUUAGAGUCCAAGCCAGGUUUGUUGGAGAAAACGAGGAAACCUCUUCUUCAACUGAAGAACCAACUGAAGAGCCAACUGAAGAGCCAACUGAAGGACCUACUCCAGCUCCUGUUGACAACUCUACUACACCUGAAACCACUAUUUCUACUUUUGAAGCUGCUGGUGUUAAGGUUAGCGGAGGCUUGUCCAUUGCAGCUGUUGCUUUUGCUGCUCUUGGUUUAGCUUUUUAA
This is a messenger RNA of Lodderomyces elongisporus, 669 nucleotides long. RefSeq lists its product as uncharacterized. Lineage: Eukaryota; Fungi; Ascomycota; Pichiomycetes; Serinales; Debaryomycetaceae. The coding region runs from base 1 to 669 and encodes 222 amino acids. The record is from RefSeq and is a predicted model, not a curated record. The transcript has a single exon.